AAGAGGAAACUAAAAUGAUAAGUGGCGGCUAAAAUUAAGUAAAAUAUUGUUUUCCUUGCUGAAAUUUGUAUUAGUAGUUAAGAAAUGGGCGAAAAGGUAUCUUAUCUUUAAUUUUUUAUUAUUUUAAAUUGUUACACUAAAAUGAAAGGUUGAAAUUUAAAUUAAAUUCAACUGCCUCCACAAAAAUGUAAAAAUUUAAAUUUUAAAUGGCGAGGUGUGAGCUGAAGGGGCUGAGCAUGGCCUAUAUUAGAGUAAUUCAAAAACUAGAUAAUCGAAUGGACAUAAAAUAUGUUCAAUUGAAACAGAAAAUGACCAAACACUUCUUAACUUGAGGUAUAUAAUUAAUGUUUUACCUGUUCUUCAAUAUCAUUUUUAUCACAAUCAUUCUAAAUUCAAGAUUACUAUAGUUACUAUUGUUACUAUACAACCCUCACAUUUUUCAAUUAGCUUUGCACUUUGCAUUUUACCAGAUAAUUAUUCCACCCAAUAAUUCCGAUGGCAUAUCUUGGAAAUGGAACAUAUAGUGUCAGCCAGUGAAUAUAAAAUGAGUAAAAUGAGUGAAUUGGCCAUUCUACUCCGGAAAAGGCACAAUUGGAUUUUUAUUGCAUUUACUUGGCUGAUGGGAAUUCUGAUAGUGACAAAGUCCUUUUGUGUGGGCAGAGGUGAAGUGCGCCAAUAUUCUCAAUUCCUCAUGUUUAUCGUGGAUCCAAGCUUUACUUAACCGCCACGUCCAAGUGAAACCAACUAUCUUGCAUAUAGACUUGUGCCAAUAGAAAUUUUCGUUUAAUAUCAUGACAACAUUUACAGCCAAUGGGGAUCGUGGAAAAUGACGACAUUGGCUAUUUUUAUGCUACAGUUAAACCUCGCUGAAACGUGAUACUUUUGCACAAAUGCAACUUUUGUGUUUGCACAGGUGUUGCAGUUGAUUACAGGAGAGAAGAUAUUUGGGAUUUUCCUAAAAUUGUCUUACAAAAAUGGGAUGUCAAGUAGGGUUAUACUGUACAUAUGAGUCAUGACUUAAGGGGCUCGAAUGAGUAUUUUUCGUUCAUUCGUGUGAAAACCUUCGUGCAGUAAAGAGCUCAGGAACUACAUUUUAUUAUUGAAUUUGUAGAAAAGAAAAAAAUAAACUCAGUGUUGUGCGGUAUUUUACUAAUAUUAUUUUAUUUUCGCUAAGAGACUACCAGUGUCUUUUGCAUAGAUUUGGAUGUGUCAAUUUGUUAAAUUAUAGUCUAAGUUGAGUCGUUUUUAGUGGUGAAGGAACUAAAACGCUUGACACGCCAAAUACGCAAAACAAAUCAUCAAGGAUUUUUGCUGUUCCACCAUAUAUAAGUAAUAAAUGAAGUGACCUUACAAAGCUUAUAUAAAAUUAUGAUGGAUUUAAUUAGGAAAAGAGUGUUUUGAAGGCAAUAAAUUGUGCUAAAAGGUGAAAAUAAAGGUUCGAAAAAUAUUGGAAUUACGUGAUAUUGUGCAAGUCAAAGUGACAUUUGGAAGUACACGCCUGCUUCGUUCUUUUAUUUGUAAUAUAAAUUCAAAACAGCCUUCCUUUGGUGCUGUGGAGCAAAAAAAAAUUGUCAGUGAGGCGGAAAUUGAGUAAAAAAAACAACCUGUAACUAUGAAAAUGCGAGAUAAUCCCAACAACAUGGAGUCAUUCUAUGAAGAAAAUGCCCAGUUCACAACGACUCCAGCCACAACAACGGGUGGGAGUCUCAAGAGACCAUUUACACUGGAUCUCAAUAGUAAAGAUACCCCAAAGCGAUUGCGAUUCAAUCAAUCUGUGAAUACCACGUCUGUGAUUAGUAGUCCAGAUCUGCAAAUGCUCAAGAUGGCCUCGCCAGAACUGGAGAAAUUCAUUAUGAGCAAUAAUACACUUCAAACACCCACACCCAGUUUGGUAUUCCCGCAAAAGGUCACCGUGGAACAGGCUAUGUAUGCCAAAGGUUUCGAGGAGGCCCUCAAUUCGCUCCAUAAUAGCGAUAAAACCCAAAAUCUCACCGUAACCAAUACAUCCGCCGUGACAACGACAACCAACAACAAUAACAUCAUUAGUAGUAACAACAAUACAAUAAAUUCCUCAUCCUUGGCCAUGAGUGGCGGAACCGUCGUUACCUACACGAAUAUGGAUGAUCCCGUAAUUGUGCCCAUCAAAGAUGAACCUCAAACUGUUCCAAAUUCACCUACGCUCAGUCCUAUCGACAUGGAGACCCAGGAGAGGAUAAAACUGGAACGGAAGAGACAGAGGAAUCGAGUGGCAGCGUCCAAGUGUCGGAAAAGGAAGCUCGAGAGGAUAUCCAAGCUAGAGGAUAAGGUUAAGUGUCUCAAGGGAGAGAAUUCUGAGCUGACGGGAGUCGUUUACAACCUCAAGGAACACGUGAUGCAGCUAAAGCAACAAGUGAUGGAGCAUAUGAACGCCGGAUGUCAAAUCCAAAUCCAACAAUUUUAGGGAAUUGUCCAGAUUCCAAAAUAAAAUUGUCGUCCUUGCACCUCGUCUUUCUCUUUAAAAAAAAAGAAUUCGUACCAUUUUUUCUAAGUGUAAUUUUUUGUAUAGGAAAGGAGUAUGAGAUAAAAAAAGAAUUAUUGAUAACUGUUGCUUUAAUUAUGAAUAAUUUCUCUUAGGUGACAAAUUAACAUGAUUACGAAUAUUACUUUUUUCCAUGUUAAGUGAUUUUUACCAUUAAUUUUAGUUAUUUAUUUUUGUAAUCUUUAAGAGAUAAUAAAAACAAAAAAUUAUUAAGUGGCAUUCCUGAUAAUCAGGACAAAAGUUUAGUUGUAAUAAAGAACAAAAAGCUAUGUAGUCCGCAAUUAAUGUCUUCUUCUCAAUUUUUUGAAAAAAGAAAAAUAGUAAAUGUUAUUUGAUUUUUUUUGUAAAACUGGUAUUUUUGAAAAAUUGUGCUACAGUUUUUUCAGCAAUAUUUUUUUGUGCAUAGAAAUAUGUGACUUCUAGUCUUGCUAGAACUUUUAAUCAAAAAAACGGUCAACGGAGUCGAAUAGGAGGAGAAAAUAUUAAAUGUGAAUGAAUCUGCAUGAAGUAAUUUUUAAGGUUUUUUUCAUUGUGGAGCGGAACAAAGAUGCCAUUACAUGAUUGUUGCUACAAAUAAGUGCUUUUUGUAAGUUUUGUCGCAUAAGUUCACCUUUUUUAUAAAAAACAAAAACAAAAAAUAAAAAAUAAAUUCAAGAAAAAUAUUGAAAGACCCUUGAAUUGUCAAGAUUGUGAAAAAAAGAAAAAUUAUAUUUAUACCAGAUUAUAUACAGAUGAGAAUAUUAUUAUAAGAGAAAUAAAAAUAUAUUAAAAAAGCUA
This is a messenger RNA of Phlebotomus papatasi, 3295 nucleotides long. RefSeq names its product transcription factor Jra (gene Jra). The coding region runs from base 1613 to 2440 and encodes 275 amino acids. Gene Ontology annotation, cellular component: transcription regulator complex. Gene Ontology annotation, molecular function: transcription factor binding; DNA-binding transcription factor activity, RNA polymerase II-specific; RNA polymerase II cis-regulatory region sequence-specific DNA binding. Gene Ontology annotation, biological process: regulation of cell population proliferation; regulation of cell cycle; regulation of transcription by RNA polymerase II. The record is from RefSeq and is a predicted model, not a curated record. The transcript is spliced from 3 exons. Lineage: Eukaryota; Metazoa; Arthropoda; Insecta; Diptera; Psychodidae.